Molecule: messenger RNA, 1219 nt
Organism: Sclerotinia trifoliorum
Lineage: Eukaryota; Fungi; Ascomycota; Leotiomycetes; Helotiales; Sclerotiniaceae
Source: the annotation of a GenBank genome assembly
AACCAACGACAACCCCACGACAACCCCAAGGUAAGUUAUCGCCAAUUUAUGUGCCAUCGUCAUACAUGUUGUCUGGAAAAUCGCUGACAAUUUAAUUCAAUAGUUCCUAAUUCAAGAUGAGUGCGUAAACCUUCGAUUCUCGAUUUUACAUAUCAACAUAUCAACACCAAGGAGGAAUUUAAAUACUGAUGAUUAUUUUGAAUUAUAGCCAAGGGAACUUCCAGUUUCGGAAAGCGCCACAACAAGACGCACACUUUGUGCAGACGCUGCGGUUAGUUUUGAUUCAAUUCUUGGGAAAAGGAAGGAGGAUGGAAAGUCGGGAUCAGGAGGUGGACAAUUGAUUGAGGACUUGAUUGGAGAAUUUUGGGAUAUUUUUCAGAGGAGAAUAAGAGGCUGAUGUUUUAUGGUUUAAAUUUCUAGGUCGCCGAUCCCUCCACAUCCAAAAGCACACAUGUUCAGGAUGCGGUUACCCAGCAGCCAAGAUCCGUCAAUGUACGUUUUUUCAAUCCAUUCGUUUUCACGAAAUCGAUUCAGACGACCUCAACGAUAUACUUUUCAAUUUUCGACAUAUCAAGAAGGAAUGAAAUGACAACAAAACGAAACAUGUGCUAAUUCAAAUAUCAUAAAUAGAUAACUGGGGUGAGAAGGCUAAGAGAAGAAAGACCACCGGUACCGGUCGCAUGCGUCACAUGAAGGAAGUCCCACGUAGAUUCAAGAAUGGAUUCCAAACCGGUACACCUAAGGGAGCUAGAGGACCAGCCAACAAAUCAUCCGAGUAAAAUGGAUUUGACAUUGCAUGGGAAGGAUUUGAUAAGGGUCGAGGGUUGGCGAAUGGAUGGCUUUUCAUAUGCUAGAGGACAGGAAUGAAAUGGGCUACAUUAUUGAGAAAUUUCAUAAUCUUUUUUUAUGAGUGUUGACUCAAUAUCGGAUACCUUGACAUUUCUCGAUCUUUGAUCCAUGUCUAUAGGAGGCUAUGAAUGUGGUGGGUUAGGAGGUGGUGCUACCGAUUUUUUUAAAAAAGACAUGAUCAUUUACAUGAUAUGUUCUCUAGCAAAAAUGUCAUCAUUUGCAAUCAUUUUGAGUGUGAUGAGAUGAUGGUGAUGGUGAUGGUGAUGAGGAUGAGCAUGAUGAGGAUGAGGAUGAGAUUUGAUGAUUUGACGAUUUGUUACUUUGCCAAGUUGGGCGUUUGUUGAUUGUGAGAUGAAUUGAACAUAGAUAC